AUGGAGGCUCCCGAAUCUCAUACGCCACCAAAAACAGCAGACGAGAAAACUUCCAUCAACAAUGUCUCCCACAAAGAAAUAGGCUCUGAAGCCCGCCGCGCCACUGAAAUCGAGCACGAAAUGACCUUUCUAGACGGAGUAAAACUCUACCCCUCCGCCAUCCUCUGGUCAGCCUUUUUCUCACUCGGAGUAAUCAUGACAGCGUUCGAUCCACAGCUUCUCGGCAGUCUGUAUGCCACCCCAGCAUUCCAGAUAGACUUCGGCUAUCUCUACAACGGAUCAUAUAUCAUCAGUGCUCCAUGGCAGACCGCUUUAGGGAUGGGGAAUCCGAUCGGGCAGUUUGUUGGUGCGUUGGCGGCUAGUUAUCCGAUGGAAAGGUUUGGGAGGAAAUGGACUUUUGCUUUAUGUGUUGUUGGUACAGCAGGGUUCAUAUUUAUGCAGUUCUUUGCUCGUUCGAUCGAAGUCCUUCUCGUGGGAGAGCUGAUCGGUGGUCUUAUCCUGGGGAUGUACACCACCAUUGCUCCAACUUAUGCGUCAGAAGUUUGUCCAAUUGCUCUUCGAGGACAUCUUACGGCUUAUAUCAAUUUGUGUUUUGUUACGGGUCAGCUACUUGCAAAUGGAGUCAUUGCAGGUUCCUCGCAGUUGGACAACCACUGGGCUUACAGUACUCCAUUCGCCAUUCAAUGGUUGUGGCCUAUUAUUAUUCUCUGUGGAAUUCCAUUUGCGCCGGAAUCCCCAUGGUGGUUGAUCAGACAGAAUCGGAUCGAGGAGGCUGAGCACUCCUUGAAUCGCUUGUCGUCCUCGGCGGUCAAUAACAAACUCGUGCUAGCGAUGAUGAUAGAAACAGACAUGCUGGAGUUUGAAAUGCAAACGGGUGUAACUUACUGGGAUGUUUUCAACAAAGUCAAUAUUCGUCGGACCGAGAUCUCCAUUGCAGUCUUUACUACUCAGGUAUUUAGCGGGAUCUACAUGGUGGGGUAUGCGGCGCUGUUCUUCCAGCUCGCGGGCCUUGAUGGUCAGAAAUCAUUCAACAUGAGCGUUGGAUAUCUCGCUCUAGGAUGGAUUUGCACGUGUAUCUCUUGGAUCUUCAUUUCGAAGUGGGGGCGUAGGCGAAUCUACAACAUCGGACUCGCCUUCCUCACACUGAUCAUGUUCAUCAUAGGGAUUUUAGAUUGCGCUCCAAAUUACGAGAAUAGACCCGGCGUAAUCUGGGCGCAAUCGACCCUCAUGAUCAUCUGGAAUGGGGUCUUCGAUCUCAGCAUCGGGCCAGUCUGCUAUACCAUCUUCUGCGAAGUAUCCGCCACCAAAGUGCGGACAAAAACCAUCGCUGUAGCGACUGCAGCACAAGCACUCGUGGGAAUAGUCAUGACUGUCGCGAUUCCUUAUAUGAUCAAUCCUGAUCAAGCCAACAUGCGAGGGAAGAUGGGAUUUUUCUUUGGGGGUCUUUCCAUUUUGUGCUUGAUUUGGUGUUGGCUCAGGGUUCCGGAAACGAAGGGACGCACCUUCGAGGAGCUGGAUUUAAUGUUUGCGAGAGGUGUGAAGACAAGGGAGUUUAAGGAUUAUAAGAUUGAUUGA
This is a messenger RNA of Cadophora gregata, 1575 nucleotides long. RefSeq lists its product as uncharacterized. Gene Ontology annotation, cellular component: membrane. Gene Ontology annotation, molecular function: carbohydrate:proton symporter activity. Bases 1 to 1575 code for a protein of 524 amino acids. Lineage: Eukaryota; Fungi; Ascomycota; Leotiomycetes; Helotiales; Ploettnerulaceae. The transcript has 5 exons. Gene Ontology annotation, biological process: transmembrane transport; carbohydrate transport. The record is from RefSeq and is a predicted model, not a curated record.